UUCAAUCAUCAUCUGAGUACAUUACAGGACACACACAGAGCUGCCUUUAAACUUCAUGUAUAAUUUUAGUUUUAAGAAGGCUGUAGAUUGCUGAAUAUCUUCAUAUACUGCCUGUAGGACUUUUAAAGUGGAUUGUUUUCUUUUAAAUCCAUUUGGAUGAUGAAUCUCCCACCACAGAUAAGUGUUUUCAUUCUGUCUCUGACGGCUCCUUUUAUUCUCUACACAAUCAACAAUGUCUCCAUCUUACAAGAUCCACAGGUUAUAUUGGCUAUUGGAAUUGCAGUUCUUACAACUGUGUUGCUUUUGGCAAAGUUCAGUUUAAAGACAAAAACUGAUGUUGAUCCUCUCUUCUAUGUAUUUGCUGUGUUUUCCUUCACUUCUGUGGUUGGCAUCACAAACGCUUUGCAGCAGGAUGGAUAUAUCAAAGGAUUUAUGGACUUUUACAUAAGCAAGGCGGAACCGUACCUGAGUUCUGCUCAUUGCAUCAUGAUGGGAUAUUGGGAUGGAGUUGUUCACUAUGGGCUUCUUCUCAUUAUGCUCCAUCAGAUGAGCACAGGAAAGCCUUUCCGGAGUAUGGCUCUCGUGUGGGCGGGAUCUAUCAUAGCCCAUCAGAUCGUCCUUAUCCCAGGGAUUAUAAUCGGUAAAUAUGGAAAAAGCCUUCAGCCUGCUUUCUGGAGAAAUGCCCCUUUCUUAGUUUUAUCCAUAUGGGCGGCAGCCAAGCUUUUCAAUAGGCCAAGAGAGCUGUCAAUCAUUCCUGCUGACAAGGUGGAGGCACAACAGAAGAAAGGGAUUCUGACUCGACCUCUUGACCUUCUGCUCACACUCGCUCUCAUGGGAACUAUCAGUUUCACUCUCUUUAGAGGAUUUGUUGUUCUUGAAUGUUCUUUGGACUGGUGUUUCUCUUACAUUUACCAGUAUGAGCCAUACAUGAAAGACAAUGUUGGAUUUCCUAAAAUAUCAAUGUUGGUGUUUCUGUUUUAUGCUCUGCCGCUCCUGACGGCGUGUGUUUAUGGACUACUGACUCCUGGAUGUACCUGGAUGUUGGACUGGACACUGAUUCUCGCUGGAGCUAUAGCUCAGAUUCAGUGGACUCACAUCGGAGCAUCCAUUCACUCACGCACACCUUUCACCUACCGGGUACCCAAAGAUGAGUGGCAUCUCGUGAUGACCCUGAACCUGCUGUACGCUGCUGUGCCCGUUCUCCUCGCCGCCCGCUGCUACACGGACCAGGCGUUCUUCAUGAAGAUCACUCCACAGGUACAAGCCAGCAAUGGUAAGAAGAUGAAAUAGAGCCUUCACCUGCAAGAACAUCCUGAAGGAUUGUAAUCCACUGAGAAGAAUGUGUGAUGGAGAAACAUCUACCACAAGAUCAGAUGCUGAAGUGUUACAGAGGAGAAACCUUUUAAAAUAAGAGUUUGGUCUUAUUGAUAGAAACUAACUAGCUGAUAAAGACUCGGUCUGAUCAAUCUCAGCCGAUAUUGGAAGCAGCUUAUUUUUCCCAUUUAAAUCUUUACUGGGUUACAAAAGUGCUACUGUACAAAUGCUUCAGUUGUCUGAGAUUUACUUAGACAAACAAUUCAAGAUUAGAAGUAGAUUCAGACUAAAGUGCGAACAGUAUGGGCAUUUUCCUGGACAGGUCUUAUCCUAGUCCCAGACUAAAAUGCACGUUUGAGCUGCCUUAAUUUGAGAACAUAUUUCAUAUAUUACAGAAACAUAUCUUAACACAUAUGAGUGCCAUUCUUUUGUCUCAACAUGAACACCCAUAAAUGUGGUAUGUUUGUAAAAAUUACUAAAAUGUUUUAAUUUAACUAAGACCUAGUGCUGGAUUAAUCUAAACCCUGUCCGGGAAAUUCAGUGAAUAUAUUUAGUAUAAAGUCAAUAUUUUAAAUAUUUAUUUCACCUGUAAUAUUAGUUAUUGGACAUAAAGGUACAAUCCUGCUAUGGUUUAACAUUCUGUUUAUCUUACGUUUGUUUUAGAAAAAGUUUUUUUUAGUUUCCAGUUGUUUAUUUGUGUAAAUGUGUGAAAUGUUUUAAACUACUGAUGUUAAUCUCUGUGUUCACGGCUUAUCUCUCAACAGUAAAUGAGUCAUUUAGUGAAAUCUCAAUAAAUAUGGACUCUGACAUGUGUGUGCAUUUGUGCGUGUGCAUGUGUGUGCGUGUGUGUAUGCGUGUACAGACACAUGCAAAGAGAUUUCUCUGUGAAAGUAAAGGCCGUGUCUGCUCAUAGUGGAUGUGUCCAGAUGUGUAGUAGUUACUAGAACUAUUUAAUUACUUUAAACCAGUGUUUCUUAACUCAAUGUUUAAAAUGUCUCCCUGCACAUUAACUAGCUAGUUAUAUCAGGUGUUUUUUAUAAGGAGACAUCUAAAACAUUCUGGGAGGGAGGAGUUAUGAAACACUGCUUAUUU
Messenger RNA from Paramisgurnus dabryanus, 2406 nucleotides. It is a transcript of the gene tm6sf2a, whose product is annotated as transmembrane 6 superfamily member 2a. Gene Ontology annotation, biological process: lipid homeostasis; regulation of lipid metabolic process. Gene Ontology annotation, cellular component: endoplasmic reticulum-Golgi intermediate compartment membrane; endoplasmic reticulum membrane. The record is from RefSeq and is a predicted model, not a curated record. Lineage: Eukaryota; Metazoa; Chordata; Actinopteri; Cypriniformes; Cobitidae.